Trichoderma reesei QM6a is the source of this 2681-nucleotide messenger RNA. RefSeq lists its product as uncharacterized. Gene Ontology annotation, cellular component: endoplasmic reticulum; membrane. The record is from RefSeq and is a predicted model, not a curated record. Bases 333 to 2681 code for a protein of 782 amino acids. The transcript has 7 exons. NCBI's taxonomy places the organism in Eukaryota, Fungi, Ascomycota, Sordariomycetes, Hypocreales, Hypocreaceae. Gene Ontology annotation, biological process: GPI anchor biosynthetic process.
UGCGAUCGAUUGCGCCGCCCGCACACGACGAACAUAAAUAAUCCCCCCGAGCUUGCGGCUUCGGGCUUUCUGCUGGACCUGUCGACCGUCACAGAGGCGUCAAGUUGCGACUGCGGAGCUUGUCCAGGCCACCACCCAUUGAUAUUGAUCCCACCCAACGAUUGACGCGCGCGAGAGACAUAGACGCAGACAAGGAGCCAACAGCCAGCAUCCCACUGCAACCACCUGCGGCCUUUGACAUCUACAAGGAGCAAUUGCUGCGCCCAGCGCCUCCGUCUUCAGCUCCCCCCCUUGUGGCCAGCGGCAUGUCCUACCGACCGCAGUAACGCUCUAUGCACCCCUUCUCGACCUUGACCCUCGGCAUCUUCGUCGCUGGCUACAUCACCGCGCGCUGGGACCUCGUUACUCGCCUCUAUGAGCUGGCCAUCUUUGCCGUGGAAUACGGAGUCGUCUUGCGUGUAGCCCGCGGCAUUGUGGUUCUGACUGCCUUUUUCCUUGCCAUCUUCGUGCCGGUGGCCCUCCUCGCGAGGAGAGAAACAACACUUCAUGAUGGGUUGAUGAGAGUGUUUUGGCCGACAGACAUUCGCAAAUCCGACCGCACUGGCGUCGUCGUUGGUUGGAGGAACUCGACGCUCGAUGUAUUCGUCGUCACCAUUCUCGAAGAUGUCGAUGCGCACAAUGUCGAGUUCCAUCUCAGGUCCGGCACCUUCUUCAGGAGUAGCCCCCACUCCCCAAGCCGGAUCUACGAGCUCUGUGGCCACUCGUCGAUGCAUGUCCUGGGCGUUUCCAAUGCGGCAACGCAAGACGCGAUUGACCCUUCCUGGGUCUGCGCCAAGGCCAGCACCUCCAGCCGCUAUCCUCGGAUUUCCUGCGCCAAAGCUUCCAGCAUUCAGCUCAUCCUGUACGAUAGGCCUCGCCCCAAGGGCAUGCAAUACAUAUCCCUGAACCCGAUAGCAUUGGCCUUGGGGGACAAGGGGACAUUGCCCGAAGAUGUCGCCAGCAGUGAAGACGACAGCGAAGAGGCCAAGCACGAAAAGGCAAUCAAGGAGAACCGGCGCAUGCUCGUCGAGAAGCUCAAGCAGCACAGCAUCGUCAGGCGAGUUGCGUCAGCCAGAGACAAGGCGCUUCCCAAGAUCGUCAAUCAAGUCAACUGGUCCUGGGAACUGGAGCAGGCGCUGCAGCAGAACGUGGGACGGCUGGGCCCGAGGCCGAAGCGCGGCCUGAGCGUCUCGGAGAGGGUGGUGGAAUCGGCCACGACAAUGCGGAACUAUGUGCUCGUGCAGCUGUGGACCCUGUUCUCGGUAUACCUCUUCCCAAUCGUGCAAAAGGCCUUUGUCCUCGUGCUGCUCUUCCACAGGAUGGUGGCGGAGAUUUUCCUCAUCAUCCUAGAGUUUCGGGCCAAGCCGGGCUAUGCCGCCCUCAAAGACAUCUCGGCAACGGCCCAGCAGAUUGAGAUCCGCCUCCAGCAGUUCUGCUACUGGCCCAUGCAGUACGUCACUCUCCGCCAGCGAAAGGCCAACUGGGCGAGCGUCACGACCAGCCAUCCAGACUAUAUCCGCUUCUACAACAGUCUGUGGCUCGUUGCCAACGACGUCAUCAUCGGCAUGGCUGUGGGCUCGUACAUCAUUGAGCACAAGGACUGGGUUGCGGACCAGAUCCGAGAUCUCCUGCGCACCUACACGGUGGAGGCUCUCCAGCGCGGCAUCUCGUGGCUCAUGGGUUGGCCUGCGGGCUUGAAGCUGAAUGGUGAACUGGCUGCCUUUCUGGGCGAUUUGUUUCUCUGGGUCAUUGACUAUUGGUCGAGCUGCAUCGAGACGCUCAGCCCCAUGCUGCCGCACAUUAUCUGGUUCAUAGGGUUUUCGUCCUUUGCCGGGGCAAGCAUGCCCAUUGCCAUGUUCUCCGACCUGUUGUCGGUCCUCACUCUGCACAUCUACUCGUUCUACCUCGCGUCAGCCAGGAUAUACCACUGGCAGCUCACCAUUCUGCGGUCUCUGUUCCACCUGUUUCGAGGAAAGAAGCACAACGUCCUCCGCAAUCGUAUCGAUUCGUGCGACUACGACCUCGACCAGCUGCUCGUGGGCACGAUCCUCUUCACCUUGCUCUUCUUCCUUCUGCCCACCGUCAUGGUGUUUUACCUCAACUUUGCCAUUGCUCGGAUGAUCAUCAUAUCACUCAAGGCGGGCUUUGAUACGCUACUGUCAUGUUUGAAUCACUUUCCCCUGUUUGCCUUGAUGUUACGGUUGAAGGAUCCGAGCAGAUUACCUGGCGGCAUCCACUUCGAGCUUCGAGAUACCCAUUAUCCCACAACCCCCGACGCUAAUGAUAACCUCCUUAAUGAACCCCCCACCUCCAUCAUCUAUCUCAAGAACAUCCCCCUUCCCUUCCGCGACAUGUUCCACCAAUACUUCCAAAUGGCCCAUCGCAUCCGAAAACACUAUCUGUCGCCGCGCGUGCUGCUCUGCCUGGUGACUGGGCAGUUUGUGCCGCCCAUCAACAGAAAGAAUCUGUAUAGUCUGCAGUACAGCAUGUUGCCGGCGAGGAGGGCGACCGUGUGGGAGAUGUGGCGGGCGGUGAAUACGGAAAUCGACAUUCCGCAGAAGAAGCCGUUUCAGAUGCCCAACAUCCCCCAGCUGCAGAACGGAGGUAAGCGGCCUACGGGAUUUGGGAGAACGAGGUCAUAG